Coccidioides posadasii C735 delta SOWgp is the source of this 1761-nucleotide messenger RNA. The record is from RefSeq and is a predicted model, not a curated record. NCBI's taxonomy places the organism in Eukaryota, Fungi, Ascomycota, Eurotiomycetes, Onygenales, Onygenaceae.
UUUCCUGCUCUUCAGCCACCUUCAUUUCCAGCAGGAUAACCGCCUGGUCACUCGCUCAAUUGCCCCAGUAGAGAAUAGUCAUCCCACGGUUCAUCCAUAGACGGCCCGUUAAAUUCUGCGAUCAUGUCUGGAACUCAGCCUGUCGCGUUGUACGCGGCGAAGGUCCCGCCUGGUGGUAUCCUCGUUCCCGCGGUGCCCAAUGCUUCAGCAAUGUUUCGUGUUACUAUGGCGGCAAUCGACCCCGAUGCUUUGCCAGAGCUCGAGGACGAAGCUAGCGCACAUAAGCCACCACGAGCGACAUUGAAGAUUGUUCGACCUCCUCCAGGAUUGGAUCUAGACGAUGAUGAAGAUGAUGAGGACUACUCCGAUAUUGAGGAUGAUGAUGCGUCUUCCGACGACGAGGCGAAUGGUGGGCCAAGUGAUCCUACCAAGGCAAAGCUGGCCAAGCAGGCUGCCAAGCUCAAAGAAAUGGAAGGUGCGAUGGAUGAGGACGAAGAUGACUCCGAUGGAGAUGAUAUCGAUCUCAAGGCCGCUAUCUCUAAGCUGAUCAAGGGAAAAGGCAAGGUCACUGAUGAUUCUGGCAGUGAGGGAUCUGAUGACUUGGAAUUGGAAGAAGUGGUCGUUUGCACAUUGGACCCUGAGAAGAACUACCAGCAGCCACUUGACUUUGUUGUUGCCGAAGACGAACGCAUUUUCUUCAAGGUAACAGGUACUCACACAGUUUACCUCACCGGAAACUACGUCCUUCCUCUCGAUGAACGUGAUGACGAGGAAAGUGAGGAGGAAGAUGAUGAAUACGACCUGUCCCCGGAUGAAGAUGAGCUCGCCCUCCUGGAAGGGGAUGAAGAGGAGAGCGAUGAUCUCGAUGACCUGGAAAAUCCUCGAAUUAUGGAAAUCGAUACUGAUGAAGAAGAGAAACUCUCAACAAAGACUCCUAAAAAGGGCAGUAAGGGAAAAAACAAGCGACUAGCAGAGGAUUCAGAUGAGAAUCUCGACGAUAUGAUGUCCAAAUCCAUGAAACCCGCCCCCAACGGAGAGCAGCCCCUCAGCAAGAAGCAACAAAAGAAGCUCAAGAAGAAUAAUGGGGAGGCAGCCGAGGUGGCACAGAAACCCGCAGAGGCCAAGCAGUCUCCAGCUGCUGGAAAGUCGGACAAGAAGGUCCAGUUCGCCAAGAAUCUCGAACAGGGUCCAACUGGCUCCACCCAUCAGAAAAAGGAGGCUACUAAGCCAGAAAUCAUCGUGAAGGAAGUCCAGGGUGUCAAGAUUGAAGAUAGGAAGCAAGGAAAAGGUCCUGCCGCCAAGAGGGGCGACAGGGUGUCGAUGCGUUACAUUGGCAAGCUUGAGAACGGGAAGGUAUUUGAUUCCAACAAAAAGGGGAAACCGUUCUCGUUCAAGGUCGGUUCCGGCGAAGUGAUCAAGGGGUGGGAUAUCGGCAUCCCCGGAAUGGCCGUUGGCGCUGAGCGAAGAAUCACCAUCCCACCGCAUCUCGCAUACGGCAAGAUGGCGCAGCCUGGAAUCCCCGCCAACUCGAAACUUGUCUUUGACGUGAAACUCCUCGAAAUCAAAUAGAUUUCCUGUGUUAAUUAACAAGCUCAUCCCUCGGCGUUUUACUUGUCACAUUUAACAUUCUACUGUUCGUGUCGAGACAUCUGCCGCGGCUUCAAGGUGCACUCACCUGGGCAUAGGGAAGGAUUCUCGCGCAGGGAGUUGGGAGACGGGCCUGGAUAUUACCGAGUGGGUUCCUGUUCUUUGAGUAGUUAA